This is a messenger RNA of Malaya genurostris, 4619 nucleotides long. RefSeq names its product zonadhesin-like. The coding region runs from base 59 to 4396 and encodes 1445 amino acids. NCBI's taxonomy places the organism in Eukaryota, Metazoa, Arthropoda, Insecta, Diptera, Culicidae. The record is from RefSeq and is a predicted model, not a curated record. The transcript is spliced from 3 exons.
UUUGCUUCGACAGGAUGUUGAAAUUUUGACCGACGGAACUUUUAAUCGUUGCAACAAAAUGCCCAAUUCCACGGCAGUAUUCCUGUCGAUUGUGCUGCUAUCGAUCGUCAUCAGUGUGGAAGCCGUAAAUUUACGAAAAUGUUCACCAAGGUCAGCUUCGGCUAAAAACCGUACCAGCCGCCAUACUCUACCGUGCGGCUACCGGCCACCACAGAAUAUCAUCUGUCCACAGGGAAGUCUGCUGGAAAACAAUCAGUGCGUCCUGCGGCAAACGUACUGUCCGGGUGGUUUCCAACUGGUUGGCAACUCGUGCAUCGGACAAACGGUUUGUCCUCCUGGGUACAUCCUCUCCAACGGUAUGUGCCAUCGUAAUCCAGGUCCGUUGGACAUAAUUGCCUGUGAAAAGAAAACCGAACCUGUUAGCUGUUCCGAGGGUUACACGUUCGACGGUAGCCGUUGCAUGCGGCAAGAAACUCGACCAUUCGAAACGAGGAAUAAGACAACGGCGAGCAUGACAUCGUUUACCUGCCCGAAGGGUUAUGAUUUAAGCAGCGAUCUGUGCACUCGCUACGAUCGUGAAUCGGCGACAUGUUAUCGCGGAACUUUACACCUUGGAGAUUGCGUUGUCGAGGCGAAAUGCUCGAGCCCCUUCGCAAUGGAUGAUUACGGUCGUUGCGUCAAGUUGACGGAAAAAUUUGCGUCAUGUCCCAAUGGAACCGUGUUUGCCGAGGGGGCUUGUCAGUAUCCAAAUCCCAAAUGUCCUCCUAAUUAUUCGUUCAUCGGUGGACAAUGCGUGAUGGAGCAGACGGCUCCGGUUCAGUGUGACAGCUCUACAAAACUCGUAGACAAUUAUUGUGUAGUCGCAGAGCCAACUUGUCUUGCAGGCUAUACCAGGACUGGAAAUCAAUGCGUUCAAACACGGCGCGAUCAGAUGAAAUGUCCCGGUGGUAGUUUUCUUCGGGAAAGCAUUUGCGUUGCUCGGGAAGUUGAAUGUUCGCCUGGUUAUGAGUUCCGCAAUGGUUAUUGUAUUAAAUAUGACCAAGUACCCGUUAAAUGUCCGUCGGAUUCCCGCCUAGAAGGUGAAGUAUGUGUUUCACAGAAACCCUUAUGCAGCCAGGAUUACGAAUAUGAUCGACGGUACGGUCAUUGUAUCAGGCGGGAUCAAAGACCUGCAAUUUGCGACAGUGGAUUCGUUCUUCGUAACGGGCAAUGUGUUAGUGCUAUUAGCUGUGAAAGUGGUUAUUCUUUCGACAAUGGUGAGUGCGUGCGCGAAGAGAGAGGCUUAAACCAGUGCCCAGGGGGAACGAGUUUGCAGCGGGGAAUGUGUGUACAUUCCGAGCCUCGAUGUGAUAUUGGAUUGCACCUAAUCGAUGGGGUGUGUAUUAGUCAGGACGAAAAGGCACCCAUUUGUCCUGGUGGCUCGUACUAUUACGAAGGAUAUUGCCGGCUUCGUAACGUCGGAUGCCGUCCAGGGUUCGAAUUGAAAGAUUCGCAAUGUGUCAAGGAAAGUUCGGCUACACCGGAAUGCCCCUUCGGAUUCACGUAUCGCAGAGGUUACUGCUUAGCUAUGCCACAGUGCAACGAUGGGUUUGUAUUAGAGGAAGGAGUCUGCGUUCGGAAACACGUUGGAACGAUUACCUGUCCACCGGAAUCAAACUUUGAACGUGGUAUAUGUGUUAGUGACAAAAUCGAAUGCUUAACAGGUUUCGUACUAAAGAAUGGAAUGUGUGUUCGUGUUCAUGAAAUUAGUCCCACUUGUCCCUCCGAGGCAGAAUUCAACAAUGGAAAGUGUCUGCUGAAAAAAACGACCACGUGCCCAUUUGGGUCUACAGUUUUGAACGGGGCAUGCCGCAUGAUUGAAACAAUUACUCCGAGUUGCCCUGGCGGAAGUUACUAUUCGAAUGGUGUCUGUCAUGGGUCAUCGGUGUUACCUCAGGUGCCAGUUCAACCGCAGUAUCCAUCCCCAUGUGCAGGAGGUUGUUUGCAGCUUCAGCAACCGUGUGCUAGCAAUUGGAUGUGUGGAAGCGUACAAAAUUGUGGAUCUUGUGGUCAACAAAGUUAUCCUCAGUACGUCCAGAAUACUCAGUUGCCAGUUUGUCCAGCGGGCUAUGAAAUGGCUCGGGGUAUGUGCAGUCGAAGCUACACCAUACCAAUGCAAUGCCCGGCGGGUUAUAAUCUAGAAAACAAUGAAUGUGUCCUCAGUGUUCGAAUGACUUGUGGUGCUGGGGCCACAAUGGAGAACGAACGCUGUGUUCGGUACGAGUCAUUGCCCGGAAACUGUCGAGCUGGGUUCUACAUGAAGAACAACCGUUGCGUCUACAUGAACCCGGAAUGUAGCUUCGGCUAUAGUCUCAUAAACGGAAAAUGUGUAAAAAUAAUAGAACAGCCAUCGACAUGUCCAGCUAAUUCGAAAAAACUGAGAAACUUCUGCGUUGCACAACCGAAAUGUAGAACAGGAUUAGAACUGCGCAAUGAUGUCUGCUACAAGGUGGAGUACGACGUACCGCAGUGCCCUUCUGGUUAUGUCGUGAAGGAUGAGUUUUGCGUGGCAACGUUUCAAUGUGCAGAAGGUUACACAUUCGAGAACAACAAGUGUGUUCAAAGAAUACAACGGUCAUCGAUGUGUCCACCACAAACCAGACAAGUGGAAAACUACUGUGUUGUUCCCGGACCGACAUGUGAACCUGGUUUCGAUCUGAGGAAUGGACACUGCACCAAACUACACCGUAAAUCAAUCAUCUGCCCACAAAACAGUCGGCUUCAGGAGGAACAGUGCGUAGCAUUGCCAAAAUGUCCGUACGCUUAUCAAAUGAUUUUGGACCAAUGUACUCGCUCGGAUCAGAUACCAGCUCAAUGUGCUCAUAAUUUCUUCAUCGAUAAUGACAGAUGCGUUUCGAAGGAUGUCAUCUGUCCGAGUGGUUAUCAUUUGGAUAGCGAUGAGUGUGUUCGCGAAACCUACGAAGCUAUUUCCUGUCCGGUUGGGUCAACACUUCGCGAUAAGCUAUGCGUCGUUGGACAACCGAUUUGUGAAUCAGGUUUCAAAGUAGAAAACAAUCAGUGUGUACAACACAAUUAUUUAAUGCCUCGCUGUCCAGCGGAAACUGUAAUGACCGAUAAUCUGUGUGUGCGAAAUCCGGUCUGUCCUUCGGGUUAUCGCUUUACCAACAGUCACUGUAUAAAACAGUCUUACGCUACUAUUAACUGCAACGCUGGAACACUGAUCAAUGGAAAAUGCGUAGCACCGGGCCCCCAUUGUCCAGAUGAUUAUCAAUUCGUAGACAAUCGAUGCAUCCUGAAAGAGUAUUCCAAUCCAUCUUGUCCGGAUCGUUCGAAACUUCAGCAGAGAAAUUGUGUAGUUGACGCUCCACAGUGUCCACCCGGAUUCAACUACACUAAUGCCAUGUGUUUGAGAAUAUUCACCGUUAAUGCUGACUGUCCUAAAGAUUACUCAAUUAAAGGAGGACGAUGCGUUAUCGAACGGUACACUGUGGAAAAUAUUUGCCCGGAUGGAUUCAGCUUGCAGGGUACUGCUUGUGUGAAGUUGACGUUUGCCGCUGCAACUUGCUCUGCCGGAUUCAUCCUGGAGAAUGGAGUAUGCGUAAAAACGGUUUGCGACAACAGUCCGGAGAUGCCUCCUGCUCAAGCCUACAUAAAUUCAAUUGGUUCUUCUUCGAUUACUAAUCAUGUUUCAGUUCCCGUCGUAUCCAGCACCGUUAACUCAGUUGAUUCUUCGUUCAUUGCUUCAGGCGAUUCUUCGGAAAGUGUUGCUCCGUCCAAACCGAAUUAUAUAUCAGAUAGCUUCGAUGCCUUCUUCGAAAAUAUUCCCAGCUCCAAUCAGAUUAAAUACGACUGGUACCCUACUGUUGCUGCUGCUUCUGACGCGAAUGAAACCGUAACAGUUGGUACGGUCGCAACCGAAUCUCAUCUGACAGCAAACCGCUCCACCGAAGAUGUACCUACGGUAGUUAUCGAACCGAAUGCCGAAAUGUACACCUGUAUUGUGUAUUCGCCCAAAAUUUGCACUAAAUCUUGGGGCGAUGAAUGGGAAUGCUUGCAUCACGAAUUCGAAGAUAUCCAGUCUCGUUACUGCCGGGAGGAUGGGGAUCAUAUCUAUUUGAGAGUGAACCGAACCGAUUACGACGAGGACAACGGAGUGCUGAUUAUGGCUACCAUUGCUUCUAUUGUUGAAAAUUAUGAGGAUGAGGACCUCGACUAUGAAACAGAUUGUUCAAACUGUAUUCACGGUGAUUACACGUGUUCAGCUAGCUGUUACAAGUAUGAUUGUGAGGAUGAGUGCUACCUGAUUGAUGUCAAUGAUUUUUGUGGUGAAAUUCCAAAACCGGACAAGGGCUGCACCAGGGAGGACGGCUGUCGAGGAAGUAAUUGUGAGGGAUAACCAUCCGAUAUUAGGUGUCCUAUGAAAUGUUAGUAAUUUUAGUGUUAAAGUGAUGCGGGGUUUGACUUGACUACGAAAAACACCAAAAUUAACGAGUAGUUGUUUACUUUUUACAUUCGACAUCGUUUUAUGUGAGCUUGAGCACCCUGAAAAAGCUACAGAAUCUUUCGAACUAGUGAAGUGAUAAUAAAUAUCUUCCUUGAAACGAAUUGCAAUAAAUAGA